This is a messenger RNA of Orbilia oligospora ATCC 24927, 2214 nucleotides long. RefSeq lists its product as uncharacterized. The record is from RefSeq and is a predicted model, not a curated record. The transcript has 4 exons. Bases 1 to 2214 code for a protein of 737 amino acids. Gene Ontology annotation, molecular function: RNA binding; protein binding. Gene Ontology annotation, biological process: poly(A)+ mRNA export from nucleus. Gene Ontology annotation, cellular component: nucleus. Lineage: Eukaryota; Fungi; Ascomycota; Orbiliomycetes; Orbiliales; Orbiliaceae.
AUGACUGGUAGAAGCUCCCUUCCGGCCAAUCUUGGCCGCAACCGAGCCGGCGGAGGAAUACAGAAAAGACGACAAUCAGCGAGACUCGAUAGAGAAGGCGAUCUCGACAUGAGUGGCCAAGCCCCCACCGGCCCUCGGGCCCGCCCUAUCAGUGGUGCUAAGCCAAGACCGGCCAGAUCGAACACCGCCCCUGGUCAGAAACCAGAGACGGGCCCUUCGAAAGGGUUCCGGCCUGUACGAAGCAACGCUCGCCAUCCAGUUGGCACUGUUAAUGGGAUCAAACAACCCGCUGGCGGUUUUAUCGAGAUGAAGGUAUCGGGAUGGAAGGAUUUAAAGGCUACUAACUCAGAAACCAUCCUCUUCCUUGAAAGAAGGUUGAAGGAAAAGCUUAGAAGAGUUCGACCUGUUGGGGAUAACAUCAUGUUCCAAGUCCCGCUUGUCAAGGUCCCCACGAUUCUUGAAUUUGACGGUAUCAAAUUCGCCGGCGGCAACCUCAGAAUACAGCCCGUCAAUGAACUUCCUGCUAGCAUACAGGCGGCUAUAAAGCCAACCGUUGAUCGAUCCGAGGAAGCCCAACAACUAGCCUCACUGUUGAAAAAUGUUCUUCAGUCUCGUUACGUUGCUGCCUCGAAGAUGCUCGACCUUUCCGCCUUAGGCACACAUCCACAGUUGCAGGGUAGCGGAUUCUUCGACCAAGAUUCGACCCGAGCCAAAAUGUUUCCCGCGAUGAUGAAAGUUGCCGACGAACAAUUUACGAAUAGGGCCGAGAAGCGAGACUCGGUCGUCAGUGUAAACCUGGCCAGUAAUACUUUGAACGACAUCAGCAUGGUCGCCUCACUUGCUGCUACAUUUCCAGAAUUAAAGAAUCUCAGCCUUGAGAACAACAAUAUCACGACAUUCAAGCAACUCGAGCCCUGGAGAUUCAAAUUCCGCAAGCUGGAACAGCUUCUUCUCACCGGAAAUCCCAUCACUCAACUACCGAAUUAUCGUGAGGACUGUAGGAAGUGGUGGAAAUCAUUAAUCAUGUUGGAUAAUGUAUAUUAUCCCGACCCUCCACCGGCUUCAAAGAAUGAUCAUUCGGCUGGCCCUGGGUCUUUCCCUCCCAUGCCUUUGAUGAUCCAACCAAGUGGCGUCAUUGACGACCAAGAUCACACAAACGAAUUCCUGUCGACAUUCUUCCCUGCGUUUGACACGGACCGUAAGCUUUGCGUCCAGACCUUUUACAAUAACCAGUCGAUGUUUUCCAUCUCUGUCAAUGUCUCUGCUCCGCGCCUUAGUGGUGACACGAAGCACAACAUUCAGAAAUGGGAUUCUUACAUCCCGAAGUCUCGCAACAUGGUUCGGCUACGCAACCCGACAGCCAUUAAAGACCGCUGCGCAAAGGGGCCUACGGCCAUCCAGAAAAUCUGGGACACUCUUCCCCGCACCUUCCACGACGUAACCGACCCAUUGAAAUGGAAUUACGACAGCAAAAAUAUUUCAUAUGAGGACACCGUCGGGAUGCUUCUGACCGUUCACGGGGAGUAUGAGGAGCCCGAGAACGUGGCCAUGGAGGGGGUUGCUUCGAAGAGAAGCUUCACGAGGACCUUCUUGGUGGUCCCGAACGGCGCGGGCGGGUAUCUCGUCCGCCGAGAUAUGCUGCUCGUAAGAGCUUACGGCGGAAGCAGCGCCUGGCAGGCAGAGACCCUGCUGCCGCAGCCAGCGGCACCACAGGCCGCCCCCGAGCAGGCCGCCAACGCCCCCCCACAGCAAAUCGCUGUCUUGGAUCCGAAGGAGCAGAUGCUCCAGAUGAUCCAGCAGCUGAUGUCGCAAACUGGGCUCACACCCAAGUUUGCAGAAAUGUGCUUGGAGCAAACGGGGUGGGAUUUGGCGAAGGCGAUGCAGGCCUUCAACGAGGCCACCGAUCCGGUUCUGGGCCGAUGCAUCAUCUACCCAGAUGGCUGCUUUAAGCAGCAAAACGACAACGCCCUCUUCUACAUCAAUCCCGAUGGAUUGAUGGAUAAGCUGCCGAAUAGUGCAUUCGUUUGCACUAAUAACGCUAUCUACACCUACCAGGCGAGCGUUACUACGAACAAUACCACGGUUGGGGCCGGACCGGAAGGCGGUCCACAAGGGGUGGUGGAACCUGAAGGGUUCCCCACCCAAACGACUGGCAGUACAGUCGUUAACGUCGAGCCUUGCGUCGAGAUCACCUUGGAAGACGCCCCCUACUAG